Acanthosepion pharaonis is the source of this 540-nucleotide messenger RNA. The record is from the annotation of a GenBank genome assembly. NCBI's taxonomy places the organism in Eukaryota, Metazoa, Mollusca, Cephalopoda, Sepiida, Sepiidae.
AUGUUUUGCUUUUCUCCUCUAUUCUUUCUACCCCAUGUUUGUCUUCAUUCUCCUCCACCAUGCUUUCUUCUCCUUUUCUUCCAUGUUUUUCUCCUCUUCUCUCUUCCUUCUCCUCCAUGUUUUGCUUUUCUCCUCUAUUCUUUCUACCCCAUGUUUUUCUUCAUUCUCCUCCACCAUACUUUCUUUUAUAUCCUUGUUCUUCUUGUCAUCCAUGAUUUUCUUUCCUCCUCUUUUCCUUCUCUUUCAUAUUUUACUUUAUUCUUCUACACUUUCUCCUCCAUGUUUUCUUCAUCUCCUCCAGCAUGUUUUCUUUUAAAUCCAUUUUCUCCUUUUCCUCCAUGUUUUCCUCUUCUUCUCUUCCUUCUCCUUCAUGUUUUGCUUUUCUCCUUCAUGUUUUUCUUCAUUCUCCUCCACCAUACUUCUUCUCCUUUUCUUCCAUCAUAUUUUCUUUUCCUUUAUCUCCGUGUUUUUCAUUUCUCCUAUCUUCCUACACUUUCAUCAUGCUUUCUUUUAAAUCCUUUUUCUUCUUUUCCUCCAUGA